Messenger RNA from Malania oleifera, 1274 nucleotides. Its product is annotated as NDR1/HIN1-like protein 13. NCBI's taxonomy places the organism in Eukaryota, Viridiplantae, Streptophyta, Magnoliopsida, Santalales, Ximeniaceae. Bases 278 to 1090 code for a protein of 270 amino acids. The record is from RefSeq and is a predicted model, not a curated record. The transcript has a single exon. Gene Ontology annotation, cellular component: plasma membrane.
CACACAGAAGACGGAACGCGCACGAUCAUCAGGCCCAAGCAGCGGCUGUUUCUUGACAUCUUCCUCUCCUGCGUAUGUGUGCCGCUGUCCCAUUACCUCCCUCUCUCUCUCUCUCUCUCUCUCUCUCUCUCUGUAUAUAUAUAUAUACAUAUACAUAUUCUAUGCUCGGCAUUCUUCUCUGUCAACCGCUACUACUUGCCCUCACGUACUCUCUCUCUCUAGCAUAUUCUCUAUCUCAUUUCUUCUCUGGGUCUGGGUUAUUCAGACUUUGCUUGCAAUGGCAGACAGAGUUUACCCUCGCGGCUCACCUCCCUCCGGCGAAUCAUCAACGACGUCAUCUCAAGAGCACCCCGUGCCUCGCAACCCCGUCCAGCCCUCGACAGACAAACCCCUUCCUGCGUCGGGAACCUACGUCAUCCAGGUCCCUAAAGACCAAGUCUACCGCUACCCCCCGCCGGAGAAUGCCCGCCGCUUGGACUCCUACUCCCGCCUCAAACCCCGCCGGAAUUGCUGCUGCCGCUGCCUGUGCUGCACUUUCGGUGUCUUCUUCCUCCUCAUACUUCUCCUCGCCGUCGCUGCCGGCGUCUUCUACCUCGUUGUCCGGCCAGAGUUGCCGAAAUACUCCCUCGAUAACAUCUCCAUCACCGGAUUCAACCUCUCCGCCACCGCCGCAACAACCGACAUCUCACCGGUAAUUGACCUCAGCGUCCGCGCCGAGAACCCUAACGACAAGAUCAGUAUCUACUACGAGGACGGGAGCUCCGUUACGGUCUUGUACUCCGACAUGAACCUUUGCGACGGCGUUUUACCGACGUUUCACCAGCCGACGAAUAAUGUGACGGUUUUCCAAACUGCGUUAAGGGGCUCUAACAUCCUAUCCAGCGCCGUCCGAUCGUCAAUGAUCGCCGAUCAGAAGCAAGGGAAGGUAAAUCUGAUGGUGAAGUUGGACGCUCCCGUUAAGAUCAAGGUCGGCGCCGUCAAGACGUGGAAGAUCACCGUUAGGGUUUCGUGCGAUGUAACGGUGGACAAGUUAACGGCGAAGUCAAAGAUUCUUUCCAAGGACUGUAAUGUGAGAGUGAAGCUUUGGUGAAGAGGGUUGUUUGGUUGAGGGUGUAGCGUAGUCCAUGUUUGUUACCAAUACUAUACAGUAUACAGAUUAUUUACGUUUAUUCUUUGUUUUUUUUUUUUUUCUCAAUUGGUUGCAUUUGAUAUUUCGAUUGCGCACCAGAUGUGACACCAUUUUACUGUUAAUAAAUUAUUUAUUUAUUGUUUUA